This is a messenger RNA of Soboliphyme baturini, 469 nucleotides long. Lineage: Eukaryota; Metazoa; Nematoda; Enoplea; Dioctophymatida; Soboliphymatidae. The record is from the annotation of a GenBank genome assembly.
CUAUUAUACCCAAAAAGUAUAAUUUGUUUUUAAUUUUAGGAAAAAUUUUGACGACGAUAUAAAGGACGGCAAAAUCGUCCGACUCAUAUAUCGCGGUCAGCUGUUGCAGGACGACGCGCGAUCACUGGCCAGCUACGGCGUCUAUGACCACUGCGUGAUGCACUGUUACGUGAGCGGCCGCGCGCAGUUCCCGGCCUCUGAACAGAGGGACAGGACUCAGAACGCUGUGGACGGCAACGAUGAGGCGACCCGAUGGCGGUCGCUCUUGGCGUUCGACGUUGGCCAGUACGUUUACGUGAUUUUCACCAUCAAGUUCAUCACAUUGUGGACCGUCCUGUAUAUGUAUCCACAGUAUUUCGACCGCACUGCCGUCUUCUCGUUGAUCAUGUUCACAUUACUGUUUCUGACGUUUCUGUACGGUUCCCACAGGAAUCGAGUACCGAGACUGCGUGUCGGCCCUUCCAACUGA